Molecule: messenger RNA, 7042 nt
Organism: Erinaceus europaeus (western European hedgehog)
Lineage: Eukaryota; Metazoa; Chordata; Mammalia; Eulipotyphla; Erinaceidae
Gene: TMX4
Product: thioredoxin related transmembrane protein 4
Exons: 8
Coding region: 184-1236 (350 amino acids)
Source: RefSeq, a predicted model, not a curated record
UCAGAGUGCCCCGGGCAGAUAAGAGGCGGCUCAGACCGCCUCUCCCGGCGAGCCAGGCCAGUCAGGGCGGCCUGGAGGUGCGGUAGCUUGGUGUCUCUCUGCCUGGGAGCGUCCUCCUUUGGCAGGCGGGGUAGUCAGUACCCCCUCGCUACCUUGUUGAGAAACCUCGCGCCGCACCCCAAUAUGGCGGGCAAGCGCGGUGGCUCGCUGCUGAAGGCGCUCCUGGCCGCCUGGGUCGCGGUGGCCGUGGCGGCUGAGGCUGAGCCCGACUCCGACUCCAAGCAGGCCGCGGUGCCGCAGGAGCAGAGCCUGGUGCGGCCCAUGACCGCCUCCAACUGGACGCUGGUGAUGGAGGGCGAGUGGAUGCUGAAAUUUUAUGCCCCUUGGUGUCCAUCCUGUCAGCAGACUGAUUCAGAAUGGGAGAUGUUUGCAAAGAAUGGUGAUCUACUUCAGAUCAGUGUUGGGAAGGUAGAUGUCAUUCAAGAACCAGGUUUGAGUGGCCGCUUCUUUGUCACCACUCUCCCAGCAUUUUUUCAUGCAAAGGAUGGGGUAUUCCGCCGUUACCGUGGCCCUGGAAUUUAUGAAGACCUGCAGAAUUAUAUCUUAGAGAAGAAAUGGCAAUCUGUUGAGCCUCUCACUGGCUGGAAAUCCCCAGCUUCUCUAACGAUGUCUGGAAUGGCUGGUCUUUUUAGCAUCUCUGGUCAAAUAUGGCAUCUUCACAAUUAUUUCACUGUGACCCUUGGAGUUCCUGCUUGGUGUUCUUACGUCUUUUUCAUCAUAGCCACCUUGAUUUUUGGCCUUUUCAUGGGUCUGGUCUUGGUAUUAAUAUCAGAAUGUUUCUAUGUGCCAUUUCCAAGGCAUUUAUCUGAACGUUCUGAUCAGAAUCGGAGGUCAGAAGAGCCUCAUAGCGCCAAAGAGUUGCAGGAUGCAGAGGAAGAAAAAGAUGAUUCAAAUGAAGAUGAAAACAAAGAUAGCCUUAUAGAUGAAGAAGAAGAGAAAGAAGACCUUGGUGAUGAGGAUGAAGGAGAAGAUGAAGAAGAGGAAGACAACCUGACUGCUGGUAUGGAUGAGGAAAGGAGUGACUCCCAGGACCAUAGAUCCCUGACAGGAGCCCAGGAGGAGGUAGAAGCUGAUGAGACUGAAGAAGACAUCUCAGAGAAGCCCUCUUCAGCUGACACAGAGUCAGAAGAUACCUUGAGGCAACGCAAAAGUCAGUCUGCUGCUAAGGGACCUUAAACUUCAUGACAGUAUUUCUCAAAAUAUAGACCUGAGGAAUAUCUUAACUCCCUGCUCUUUUGUAGUUUAAACCAAACUGAUUAUCCUUUUUUUUUUUUUUUUUUUUUCCAGAAUAAGCAAGCUUUUGUUAAAAAGAAAAGAAAAAAGAUCUCUAGCUAUGUGGUCUUAUAGCAUUAAGCUUUGUGUAUUUGAGUGUGAAUCUUUGAGAUAUGACAAUCAGCAUACUGAAAAAUAAACAGUGUUAGGAUCUAUUUGGGGGCUUUGGAGAGGCCCAAGUUCAUCUUCUUGAGGCUAGAGAAAGCCUUGCAUUAGUAUAUUCACAGGCAAGGCUGCAGGUAUCAAAUAAAAAUGAAGCAUCAUGAGUAUAAAGUGUAGCAGAAUUAACCAUUUUCCUUGUACUAGGUAUUUAUUUUUUAUCAAAUUGUAAGAAACAUUUGGCAUUAUAGAGCAGUAAUAUAUUUCUCUUUUAGACAUUGAAAUUGAGAAAGCCCUGAUUAUUAUUUUGGAAAGAAGUUGGAAAGUCAUUCCAAUCCCCUAAAUCCCCUUUGUUAUAUUUUAUUUCUUACCUAGGUUAUUUCCAACUUUCCCCACUGCGGUCUUGCAGGCUUCCCACACUCUGCAUACUUUAUUAGUGAGAAGACUCAGACAGCAGCUGACUUGACAUCAGCUGCCUUUCCUCUGAUUGAGGAUUUUGACAUGAAGCCAUGGCUACCAGGCAUCUUGAAUGAAAUGUUGUAACCUUUGGAGGUUCAAAAGGAAAUAAGGAUUUUUCAGUAGAGAUUUUUGUAGCUUUUUUUUUUUUUUUUGCCAAAAAAAUAAAAGUAUAUGUGUGCUUUAAAAAGUUUCUUUAGCAAUAUCCCCUUUGAAGUCUGCAGUCCCCUAAGUCUUGCCAGAAACUUAAAUAGUGUGUUGUUUUGCUUUCAUCUCAAGAGGUUCUUUGGCUCUUGAACCACUUUAAUAAUAACUGAAAGCUAUUUCUGGUUUUCCUGCAGUGAUGUUCUUUUGGUGAAAGAAUUAAUGAAAGUGAAUACUGGAAAUGAAAGAUUUUGUUUCAUUUCCUUCUACCCUAAUCUUGUAAGGGAUUGUAUUUCUGUAAAUCUCUCAAUACUCAACCUACCAAAAGUACUCAGGGGCCCAUAUUUCUUUUUUAAAAAUCUAUUCAUUUACUUCUGCCUCACCUGAUUUAUGUCCUAGAAUAAAUUCAUAAGAUCAGAUUUAAAUUUAUGAAAGAUGCCUAAAGUCAAUCCUAUAUCCCUGGGGUCUAGAGAGAGUAAUAGUAGUAUAGGCUUAUGAAAUUCAAAGAGUUUCUGUCAUGUUUUAUAUAGAAAUAUACAGUCUACAUUUAUCUGACUCUUCAGAUAACCCUUUCCUUGUACUAACUUUGAACAGGUUUACUGAAGGAGGGAGAAUUUCUGAAGCCCUCUACUUUUGUAUGGUUGAAUAAGCCUGUGCAAGCCUCAUAUGAAGAGAGUUUUUGUUCUGACAGAAUCCAAUUUUAGAGAUGUUUAUUUUUCAUCUAUCUAAUGUAGUUACCUGAUACUUGGUGAGGUUUAUUAAGAUUUCUAUUAAUUUUUCUUCCCUGAUAGCAGCAACACAGCCUCAGAAAUGACUGAGUGGGGAUAAUCUUGACAUGAGUCCUUUGCCAGCCCUUCCCACUAUGGAGGUCUCUCACACAUUCUUAGCCAAAGUGCCAUAGAUUUUGUUGUUUUUCAUUGCCAAGGCCUCACAAGUGCAUGAUUCCACGCUUGCUGGGAUGACUUUCAUUCUUUAUAUUUCAGAUUAGAAGAGAAGGUUAGAAAAUCACCACAAACCCUGCUCCACCAACUAUGGAGCUUCCUCCAGUGCUCUGGUGUUCACAACAUUGUGGUCAUGGCGAUGUUAAUCUGUAGCUGCAUAGUGAGCUAUCUCCUGACACCCAAAAUGUCAUGGUUUUGAUGGUGGCAGUUCCAUUUCCCUGAUCUGAGAAUCUUGGUUAGAACUGACUUGUCUUCCUACCACUUAUUUCUUUUCUUUUCUUUUUUCUCUUUUAUUUUAUAACUAGCUGAAUUGAAAUUUUUUAGGGAUCAUUGAGUUCAAGUUCAGAGACAGGAAAUAAAAAAGGUUUCAUAGUUUAGUUUUUCUGUAAAAUGCCUCUUUACCUAUAUUGAAGUGUGUGUGUUAACAGAGGGAAGGAAUGAAGAAAUAAGAUCUACUUUAACCUUCUUCAAAUGUAAGGCCAAUUUUCAAUUAGGAAUACCUAAUUACCUAGUAAGAAAGAACUUUUCUUUUUCAGUAAUACUUUAGAAGAAAAUGGAAAAGUGAAAAUAUUCUGUAGAAGAGGAUCCAUUAAAAGUUUGUUUGCCUAUAGAAGCUAUUCCUCCCCUUUUUGUAAUAUCCUAGCAAAGUAGGGGGUGUAGUAAGUGGUAGGAUAAUACAUAUAAAUUAAUUUCUUUCCACUUAAUGCCUAUUAGGUUUGUGUUCAAUAUUUAAUAUAAAACUAAAGGGAAAGUCAACUAAGUAAUUUAAAAUUUGGUUACCACUUAAAUAAGAUUUUAUGAAAUUUAUAUAGACUUUUAAUUCAGAAGUCAAGUACACAGAAGCAUGAUUUUAAAAACAAAUAAUACCCAGGCUUCUGUGUGUUACAGUCAGGUACUAUUUUUCAUUUUUGAGUAGUAUUUAUAUAAAUUUAAAUUUAUAUAGAUUCACGAAAAAGUACCUAUAGAUUUUGGAAUAGUGGUACAGUGCUUUAUAUAUGGGUUGUCAGAGCAUUUUGCCUUUUCAUUGACCAGUAGCAAAACUUGACCUGCCUAGCUCCUUUUUCCUUAGUUACUUUUAUUAUUCAUCUUAGGCAGAUUUGCUAAACCUUCUCAACUUGAUUAGGGAUCUCAAAUUGACACAUUAUUUAGACAACCACACCUCCUUCCUUCCCUUUGAAAUAAAAGUAUUGAAUGGGUUAGAGAAAGGACUCAUUCAGUUCACAGAGCUUUGUAUUUUUUUUAAAAUUUAUUUAUGAGAAAGAUAGGAGGGGAGUGAAAGAACCAGACAUCAUGCUGGCACAUGUGCUGCCGGGGAUCGAACUCGGGAUCUCAUGCUUGAGAGUCCAAAGUUUUAUCAGUGCACCACCUCCCGGACCACAGAGCUUUGCAUUUUUAAUCAGGUACUUAAACCCAGAUCUCCUACUGAUGGUCCCUAUUAGGCUCAGAUUUCUAUAUGAAGAAAUUUAUUAUGACUACUGAAGUUAAAGGAAUCAAGUUCUGCCAGGUUGGCUUUUGAAAGCCAAGGAGGAUAAAUUUUGAUGCUUAUUACCAUAAACCCUUGUUAAUAUCUAAGGUAUUCUUUCAUCAUUUAGGUAUAGGUAAGCCUUCAGAGCGUGCAUCCUAUAACAACUUUGGGAUAGAUAUAGGAAUGCUUUUUAAAGGUAAGUGCAUAAUGUGAUUUUGUAAUAUCAAGCUCUUCAAGAGUGGCACCUGUAGGCUGCUUUAUAGGAUGAGAAAGAGUAGAGUUUUUCCCAAAGAUUGAAAACAUGGGGUCUCCAUCUGAGAUUUCAAUAUAAAAACCUUACAUUGCAGUGAAGUGAGAGAAAGGAAUAGGUUAGUAUUUUUGCUAAUAUGUAUCAAUAAUUUAUCUAUAUCCUUGAUCUCAAUGUUGAGUGUUAUUUUUUGCCAGUAUUAUAAAGUGAGGUUAACCUAUCCUGUCAGAUAUAACAUUUUGGAAAGUAUUCAUGUGGAUGUUUUGUGCCAACAGAAAUGUUCUUCUUUAGUUUCCUUUUACCUCAGUCCUAUGUUUUGAUCUUCUUUAAAAUCAUUAUAUCUUGUCUUAAAAAAACCAAUGUAGAAUUAUAAAUUCUGAUGAACACUGAUUGGGCAACUUUUCAACAGCUCUCUUUAACAAAAAAAGGCUUUAAGAUCUCUUACUUCUUUCUUAGUUUUCUCUAAUUCAUCCUCUGUCUUGUUAAUACUGUUUUUUGUCUCAUCCUCCAUCUUGCUAAUACUGUUUUUCUGCCUCACUUAAUUCUGUUCUCUCUACCCUGUUUUCUGCAGCUCAACUAUUGUGUUAUACUGUUGAUACUUUAUUAGCUUAUUCAGCUAGAUGCUCUCUUAGUUCAGUUGUUCCAGCUUUCAGCUCUGAUUACCUCAAGAUAUUUAGUGUUUUAGAGUCUCAUUGGUUGUUUCCCAAUUUUUUAUGAUACUACUUUCAAGAGCUUUCCUCACUCUAUUAUCUAUUAACUAUUGCAUCUAUUAACUAUUGCAUCAAUUAGUGUUUGGAUUGUUGUCUUUAUUCUUAUGUGCUUCUAUCUUUCUAGGGCUUUUAUCUGAACUUUUGUCCUGGUUAAUUUCUCCAGUGUUUCUUCUUGGGUUAGAUAUGAUGUCCCUCUCUCAGUACUUUUUAAUCCACUAAUCUCACUUUCCUGGACUGACUUGUGUCUAAGUAAGGUAGUAAUAGUUCACAGUUUUGGAAACCAACAGUUGUUUUAAUGUUAUCUCCAUGUCUGAAGUGAAGUACAGUGGCUGUUAAACCCUCUUAUCUUCCCUGCAGGCUGUGGGAACCUGUGGGCCUUUUAACUACAAAUAGAUUUUUUUGGCUUAAUCUUUCUCUCCUGAGAGAGAGAUAAACCAGGGUGGAGGAUAGAUAGCACAGUGCUUAUGCAAAACUCCCAUGCCCCAAGGGUCCCAAAUCCUGGGCCUAAUCCCUGCCUCACUCCUAGCUGAAGCCAAACUGAGCCAGCUCAGCUACACUCUGUGGCCCUGUGUUUUUGAAUAAAUCCUGAUUUCUGAGGGAAUUAUUCACCCUUUUUUUUAAUUGAUCAUAAAAACGAUGUGAAAAGGCUCCUCCUACUAUAUGGUAAUACAUCCUCACCACCGGGAGUGUAGAUUUUCUCCUGAGUCACCUGGCCAGCUCUCUGCACCUCCCCUCCCCAUGUGUAGGACUUCCUUGCUGCUGUUCUAGCCCCUGAGGAGCAAUAGCUGUGGAGGCCCACAGUUGUAAAUUGGUGAUGCUUAAGUUCUCUUCCCUUCAGCAGUCUUUUUAUUGAUAAAACUCAGACUGGAGGUGAUGCUUCUACUGGCAGACUGCUGCUCUGAGUAGGUACAGACUUUUAGCCCUAGGAAUCUCUCUUCUUAAGUCUCUCUGUCCAUGAGCCACAUGUGUUUGUACUCACCUGUGACUCGGUGGGUUCCUGGUGUGAUCCUAGUCUCAUCUUGUUGCGUUCUCAGGUGAUCCUCUUUGCUAUUCCUUGUUGAGUGGGGGAGAGCAAAAUGAAGCUGCUGCUACUCAUUAACCACACCUCCGAAAGUCCAAGAAAAGGCUUUGAAAGCUUCAGAUUAGAAUAUUACAUUCAGAUGGGUAAAGUUUCAUGCUGACCAUGCUAUUGUUAUUGUGACUCACACAAUGAUGACAUAUUUUGAUGUAGUUUGAUCAUAUCUAUUACCAGGUAGCUAUUUUGUGCAAAUGUAACUUUUAUACAAGAAUAUUAUUCAUGUGCAUUAUAAUACAUUACACAUUUAUUAUUUAUAUUCAUGUUGAUAAUUCUGAUGAUUAGCUUGGUGAUAACUGAAUUAUUUCUUCAUUUGUAUAUUUUUUUGCUGCCACAAGUAGCAUUUGCAGUUAAUGGCACUGGAAAUCAUGACAUGUACCAAGAAGUGCAUUGCCUGUAUUAUAGAUCUCCUUAUCAGAAAACUGUACAUUUCUUGAUCCUUUGUUUUCAUUUUAUUUAUUGUAAAUGCCAGUUUUUGUGAAAACCUAAUGUUAGUAAUAACUUAGUGGAAACAAAAUGGUAUACUCCUUUUCAUAUAAAUAUUUUCAUAAAAGUUGCCUAUGCCAUGAAAAA